AUGCCCCUGUCGAGAUUUGCUGCCGAAGCAUUCGGUGUGGUGACGAUUUGUGUAGUAGCCAUCUUGAUUCUUCUUGGGUUGAUAUGCAUUGCUUACUCCUUCUACUUCCGCUCGCGUAUUAAUAGUCAAGGUUUUGUUCAGCUCAAUUAUUUUAGUGGUCCUUGGAUAAUUAGAAUAGCAUUCAUCCUAUUUGUUUUCUGGUGGGGUCUAGGUGAGAUUAUUCGGUUAACUUUGUUAAGACGUGCCCUGCACUUAAAAUGGAAGGAAACUGUUUGCAAAUGUUACAUUGUAUCGAGCAUGGGAUUUGCAGAACCGUGCCUCUUCCUCACACUUGUGUUUCUACUCCGUGCACCCUUGCAGAGGUUGGAAACUGGAAUUAUGAGCCAAAAAUGGAAUUUGAAGACAUCUGGGUACAUUAUUCUUUACUGCCUUCCAAUGUUUCUACUCCAGCUUUUUGUUAUUUGGGUUGGCCCUCAGUUAGACAAGAAUAAGGGUAUUUUGAAAAAAUUGCCGCAUUAUUUUACGAGUACAGUUGGCUCCUCUUCAGUGGCAGGGGGGAAUGAUGAUAUUGCACUCUGUACUUACCCUUUACUUAGUACUGUUCUCCUUGGCCUCUUUGCCGUUAUCCUGACUUCCUACCUUUUUUGGCUUGGUAGUCGGAUUUUGAAAUUAGUCAUCAACAAAGGUCUGCAAAAAAGGGUCUACACAUUGCUGUUCUCUGUUUUGUGUUUUCUUCCAUUAAGGGUUCUUUUUCUUGGUUUAUCUGUUUUAUCUGAACCUGAGAAUUUAAUGUUUGAAGCCUUAGUUUUCUUGGCUUUUCUUGCACUUGUAUGUUGUUCUGGGCUGUGCAUGUGCACACUUGUGUACCGUCCAAUUGCAGAUUGUUUAGCACUGGGAAAUCUACAAGACUUGGAGGCUAGGACUAGGAGGUUUAAUGAUGAACAUAAUGAUACUGUAUCCCUUAUUGCUAACCAGAGUCAUCCUGAAGAUAAUGUUGAGGAAAAUGCUCGGCCUAGUCCUGGUAGGUAUUCUGAUGAAUCAACAAAGCGGGGAUCAAUUUCAUUUCGGACAAUGGAAAAGGGUGUCGGUUCAACUGGAACAUUUGUAGAACUUAGCCUAUUCUCUCCCAGCCGCAGUGCAACACCUCCCGGAUCUCCGUCUAUUCCAGGUUGGCCCAUGCAAUCUCCAACCCAAGUUAUGGGACCAUAG
Messenger RNA from Lathyrus sativus (Indian pea), 1209 nucleotides. Lineage: Eukaryota; Viridiplantae; Streptophyta; Magnoliopsida; Fabales; Fabaceae. The record is from the annotation of a GenBank genome assembly.